CAGAAAUAUGAAAAACUCUGCUUCAAGAUGAUCAGAAUGUCACCCUCUUCUCCCGCGGGACUUCUUCCCUCGUAGAUACUCUUCUAGCAACUCAUCACCACCACCCGGGCGCGAUUAAUUUCCUUCGGAUCAACGGCUCGACUUCAAAGUCUAUUAUUCCCUUGACUUGACGCCUUUCUCCGGGUUGUGCCAUUCCCUCCGUUCGCAUCCGGUUGUCGAAUAGCCUUUCGGGACCACAGUGACUCGACUUCUUCUGGAACACCCGCCACCCCUCCUUCCCUGGUCAUUUUAGAGGGGGCUCUUUUUGGUGCCUGUUCCUUAGAAAAACAUCAUCCCACCUCUCCAUCUUCUCUACUUAUACAAAUACCAAGAAGACCUGUGCUUCACCCGUUGACACCUGCAUGAUCACUGUGACCGUCACUGUGACCUGACUACUCAUUUGGGAAUCGAAAUCUGAAUGGGCGAGUCUCUCAUCUAUCGCGUGCUUCACCUUUAAACCCACGUGCCUGGCCUCGUGCUUCAAUUUCCUUUCCUUUUUACUCCGUUCUUCGUCCACAUUUUGAUUCAGAAUGCUCCCUCCCGUACCCUCACCGGCUACCUACGGCAUCUCGCCGGAACAUGGUUUUCUCUCCCCAGAGCCGCCUCUGGAGUCCUUGCCGGAUCUCUACUACGCCAAGUGGGAGGCAGUCGUGGCGAACCUGCAGCCAUUGCUCCUGAGCAAGCGCAUUCGCCCAGUCGUGGAUCGCCUGCCUAUUCUCUCCACAGAGCACUUGCAUACAGAUGCCGAGUGGCGUCGAGCUUAUGUGGUUCUGGUGUUUAUUCUGCAUAGCUAUGUCUGGGGUGGAGAUCGUCCAGCCGAGAGGAUUCCUCCACAAUUGACGGUACCCUUGUUCGAAGUCUGUGAACGAUUGGAGGUGCCCCCGGUAGCAACGUAUGCCGGUGUCUGCCUCUGGAACUACAAGCCGAUCUUUCCGGACGAGCCCGCCGAUAGCCUCAGCAACUUGGCCUGCCUACAGACUUUUACCGGCUCACUGGAUGAGCAAUGGUUCUACUUGGUCUCCGUGGCCAUCGAGGCUCGGGGUGCCCCGUCGAUCCCAUUGAUGCUGCAAGCCAUCACCGCUGCCCGAAUGGGUAAGGUUCGCGUGGUGACGGAAUGUCUACAGCGGUUGGCGGAAAUGCUGGAUGAGAUUACCUCGCUGCUGCAACGGCUAUACGAAAACUGCGAUCCAUAUGUCUUUUACAAUCGCAUCCGACCUUACUUGGCGGGCAGCAAGAACAUGGGCGACGCCGGGCUACCACACGGUCUGCUCUACGAUGAUGGCCGCAACCCACCCGAGUAUCGUCAAUAUGGCGGCGGAAGCAAUGCUCAAAGUUCACUCAUCCAGUUCUUCGAUAUCGUGCUUGGCGUGGAGCAUCGUCCUACCGGCGUGACCCGCCAGGACCAAAGCACCCCAUCGACCGAAGAUGCGCCCAAGUCCCGCCAUGGAUUCAUCCACGAGAUGCGCGCCUACAUGCCCGGUCCCCAUCGACGAUUCCUGGAGGACGUCGAUUCUAUCGCCAAUAUCCGCUCCUUUGUCGAAGCGCGACGCAGCGACCCUGCAUUGCGACUCGCCUAUGAUGCUUGCCUCUCGAUGCUGCGCAAUAUGCGCGACAAGCAUAUCCAAAUCGUCUCGCGCUAUAUCAUCGUCCAAUCUCGUGGUGCCCGUCGAGCAUCACAGUCUGGUCAAGCACCACCAGCUAUGAACCUUGCCACGGUUGUCCCCACGGACAGCAAGAAGCUCCGUGGAACCGGCGGCACUGCACUCAUUCCGUUCCUCAAGCAGGCACGAGACGAGACUGGCGAGCCUGCUAUCGACGCUUGGGCUCGACGCUUGCUCAGCAAUAGCCCUGGCGUUGUCGACUCUGCCUCAUUGAGCAAGGUUGGUGAGCAGCCCGAUGGUCAUUUGGAAGUUGUUGGUCUUUGCGGGACAUGGACAGCCGAUGAUAGCGAGGGUGGGAUCUGCCACUGGUGAUGUAGUGACCACAAGGAGCGAUGCACUGUUGGCUUUUUCUUUCUUUUUCAUCUUAUGAGCGUUGCAUUUAGCAUGAUCUACGUUCCUUGCAGUUGCAACGAGCCUGGGUGUCCGGCGUUUGGGUUCAUCCUAGCGAUGAGUUACUUGUUUUGUAUAUACUUUUUUUUACAAUGCUCAUGACACUUGAAUAACUAUUCUCGAG
Molecule: messenger RNA, 2214 nt
Organism: Penicillium subrubescens
Lineage: Eukaryota; Fungi; Ascomycota; Eurotiomycetes; Eurotiales; Aspergillaceae
Product: indoleamine 2,3-dioxygenase
Exons: 2
Coding region: 570-2012 (480 amino acids)
Biological process (GO): 'de novo' NAD+ biosynthetic process from L-tryptophan
Cellular component (GO): cytoplasm
Molecular function (GO): indoleamine 2,3-dioxygenase activity; heme binding; metal ion binding
Source: RefSeq, a predicted model, not a curated record